Messenger RNA from Penicillium antarcticum, 1314 nucleotides. RefSeq names its product MFS transporter. The transcript is spliced from 4 exons. Lineage: Eukaryota; Fungi; Ascomycota; Eurotiomycetes; Eurotiales; Aspergillaceae. Bases 1 to 1314 code for a protein of 437 amino acids. The record is from RefSeq and is a predicted model, not a curated record. Gene Ontology annotation, molecular function: transmembrane transporter activity. Gene Ontology annotation, biological process: transmembrane transport.
AUGGCUGAAAUCCGUGAGAAGUCAUAUUCUCUUGGCCACAGAUGGCGCUCGUCGCAAUUUUUCGUUCUUGCAACAAUCGCAAUUGCGCUGUUCGCUGAGACUUUCCUAUAUGGAUAUCUAGUUCCCAUUCUCAACUUUAUGCUCAUGAACCGCCUUCAAUCAGACCCAUCUCAUGCUCAAGAGUUAAUCUCGACUGUUCUUGGAGUUUAUGGUGUUCUGGGUGUGGUCACUGGCCCUAUAAUUGGACAUCUUGCCGACAAGAGCCCAGACCGGAAGAUGCCAUUGUUAAUAUCUCUAAGCUUAUGCAUUGUGGGCACUUGUCUUGUCGCAGGGGCUCAUACCAUCCAUAUACUUAUCUUUGGUCGAGUGAUGCAAGGCAUCGCCGGAUCUGCUGUAUGGAUUAUUGGGUUUGCAACUGUCGCGGACAAUAUGAGCCCAGAUAGGGUAGGUUUUGGAAUGGGGUUGAUGUUGUCGUUUGCGAACUCAGGAACAAUCAGCGGUCCUGUAAUAUCUGGGCUGCUCUUGGAAGCGACUGGCUACUGGGCUACAUGGUCGGUCCCGAUUCUGGUUCUUACAGUAGACCUUAUAGCGCGUGUUGUCAUGAUUGAACCUCCACCAAAAGCGUUACCUUCGCCGAACAUUGCUUCCACUGGAUUUUCUCCACUGGAGAUCUCGGGCGAAGAACAAGAUGGUCUGUCUGAAGAAAAUAGUUUCUGGCGUAUUAUUCUAUUUGACGGCCGUGUUGUAACAUGUUUGUUGAUUACAGGCAUGAGCGUGACGGUUACUGGAAGCUUUGAAGCUACUCUUCCUCUGUAUGUUCAGGAAAAUUUCGGUUGGGGCUCUAGCACGGUUGGUAUGCUGUUUUCCGGUCUUGUCAUUCCGGGUUUGAUAAUCGGUCCUCUCGCCGGUUGGGUCCGAGACCGUAUCGGAGCAAGGAUUCCUGCUGUAUUCGGCGCUAUCCUUCAAGCCACAGUUCUGAUAGCAAUGGGUCAGCUCAGGAACAAGGCAAUUUGCAUAACUAGCAUCAUCGCUAUAGGUACAUUACGACCAUUUGUCUCAGGUAUUGCACCAGCAGAGCUCACUGCUGCUGCUAAAGCUCACCAGGAAAGAACGCCAGGUAUUUUUGGUACCAACGGUGGGACAUCAAGGGUUAUUGCUAUGCUUGAUGUUGCAAGCUCUCUUGGCCUGAGCAUCGGCCCCCUUCUGGGCGGGGUCCUCAAGGCUCUGAUAGGCUUCAAAUAUAUGACCUGGGCAUGGGGCCUCUCAUAUCUUAUCAUCGCUUUCUCUGCAAACCGGUACUUUUUAUCGAAAUAA